Hemibagrus wyckioides is the source of this 2038-nucleotide messenger RNA. RefSeq names its product P2Y purinoceptor 8-like. The coding region runs from base 335 to 1183 and encodes 282 amino acids. Lineage: Eukaryota; Metazoa; Chordata; Actinopteri; Siluriformes; Bagridae. Gene Ontology annotation, molecular function: G protein-coupled receptor activity. The record is from RefSeq and is a predicted model, not a curated record. Gene Ontology annotation, cellular component: membrane. The transcript has 2 exons. Gene Ontology annotation, biological process: positive regulation of Rho protein signal transduction; phospholipase C-activating G protein-coupled receptor signaling pathway.
UCGGUUUAUUCGACACUCGCUUCAAAAUAUCAGCCACAUUUCAGUAAAGAGAUUUAAACAAACAUCAUUGUAUAUAGAGCGUGUGCUGUACAUGUCCUUGUGAAUGAGCUGUUACUAUGGAAACGGUUCAGUCAGAGCUACAGACUUACAGAGUUACAGAAAAAUAAUCAACACCCGGAUUUGCAUUGGCUGUCAGUGUGAUGGAUAAAUUCUCAUUCAGCUGCUGCUGUAUCUGAGAGAUUUUCCGACGCGAGCCGCAUCAGUUCCACACUGAAUCCCUCAGAGGCCGUGUUCACAGCCAGAUCCUCACAGCUCGGGUUCUUCUGGAAUUCUAAUGUUUGAGGCCAUGAACACCAACAUGACAAACUCGACCCUGGACCUGAAGGACACUCAUAGUCUCACUGCCUCGUCUAUAAUUGUGAUCUUUAAUCAGAUCAUCAGCCUCUCCAUUGGACUUCCUCUAAACUGCUAUGUGCUUUUUCUUCUGUUCACUCAAGGUGCACUGAAGGAUAUGGAUGUGACGUUUACCGUGAGUCAGUCCACCUCAGAGAUCCUGCUGUCCUUCACAGCACCUCUGUCCAUCAUGUGCCACGUGAACACUGAGCUGUGUGCCACUAAAGCUCUGGGGUUUUUCUGGGGCAUUAGCAUAUCGGCUCGCUGCUAUUUCCAGUGCUGUGUGUGUUUGGAGCGCUACUUAGCCGUGGUCCACCCCAUCACCUUCCUCAGGUACAAUCACAUGAGGUAUCGCCUGGCCUGUGCGACAGUGAGCUGGACGAACUCUCUGGUGUGUGCCAUGUCCUGCGUCUUAACCUUCCCUCAGCUGCCCUUUAGCACUUUGGCCUUCAUGCACAGUGUCAUUUUCAACGUGGACAUUUUCUGUUUCCUGUCGAUUUUGAUGGCUUUGAGAAGGCCGGGACCGGGCGGCACCGAGAGGCGGAGCGACGAGGCUGGGAGGAACGCCAUGAAGAGGAAGGCUUUUAAAAUAGUUUUGGUCAAUUUAAUGGUGUUUCUGUUGCAAAUCUUCCCACUUCUGUGUCUUUUUAUCAUGAAACAACAUUUCACUCUGGAGGUGUUCAACUUAGCGAUAGCCAUUAGCAUGUCUGUGAAUUUCGCCGCAGGGUUUGUGCAUCCUAUCUUUUUUCUGCACAAAGCUGGAAAAUUAAGGCUAAUGAGAUGUUUGUAAAGCUGGAGAUGAUAGGAGUUUUUCCUCCUGCAUAAAACCUGGAAGUGAGAUUAUUCUCCACUGUGAAGGAAUCAUCACCACAUCCUGUUAAUCCAGUCCCAACUUUACUGAGAGGUAAUGAGGUAAUGUCAUGCCUCAUGUCACACCUUUACCUCUGACUGUGAUAAAGCACUGACACUGGAGACUCCUUCCUGACCUGACCCACAAACAUCUCAUUACAGACUUAUCAACACAAGCACAAAUUUAAUUUUAAUAUACGAAUUAAAUAAAAUUACAGAAAACACAGUGAGAUUAUAUGAAUAAAAGAUAAAACUUCGGUAACUGCAUAUUCCAGAUUUUCUUGUAAUUAUCAUCAAAUAAUUUCAUUCAUAAAUCUAUUCAAUAAUGAAUUAUUUAAUUACACCGACCAGCCAUAACAUUAUGACCGGUGAAGUGAAUAAGACUGAGUAUCUCCUCAUCAUGGCACCUGUUAGUGGGUGGGAUAUAUUAGACAGCAAGUGAACAUUUUGUCCUCAAAGUUGAUGUUAGAAGCAAGAAAAAUGGACAAGCGUAAGGAUUUGAGCGAGUUUGAUGAAGGGCCAAAUUGUGAUGGCUAGACCACUGGAUCAGAGUAUCUCCAAAACUGCAGCUCUUGUGGGGUGUUCCCGGUCUGCAGUGGUCAGUAUCUAUCAAAAGGAUCCUUUAAGAACUGUAAGUAUCCUUUAAGGACCUCCAUGGAGGCCCCACCUCACAACUUAGAGGACUUAAAGGAUCUGCUGCUAACAUCUUGGUGCUAGAUCCCACAGCACACCUUCAGGGAUCUAGUGGAGUCCAUGCCUCGACGGGUCAGGGCUGUUUUAGCAGCAAAAAGGGGAC